This is a messenger RNA of Spodoptera exigua (beet armyworm), 5912 nucleotides long. NCBI's taxonomy places the organism in Eukaryota, Metazoa, Arthropoda, Insecta, Lepidoptera, Noctuidae. The record is from the annotation of a GenBank genome assembly.
GUCAGUCCCGUCAGAUGUCGCUAGUGUUGCUCCCUAAAGUCAUGGCGGAUCUUCCUCAUUAGAUUUUACAGAUUUGCCAUAAUUCGUGGGUAGAUUUAUUAUUACCGGCGUCGAAAUAAUUAUAGCUAGUUUUGUUCACACAACGGAAAGCGAGCGACACGUUACUAUCGACACAAUUGAAGGCCGAAAGCUAAAGAAUUGGAAAGAACGUCCCACUUGACGAUCGUCUCGAAUUUCGGCAUACUCAAGAUAAAUAGAAUCACUCGAUUUCGACGUCGCACCAUACUCUAAUUAAUUUACUACGCCUACUAUGACGCAAUAGUCGCCCGCCACACCGGACGCCAUCGGAUUAAACGCUCGAAAUACAGGGUAAAGAGGCGGGCAUGAACGAGGGCGCGCCAAUGAUGUAUCAUGGGAGCGGAGCCUUCGGAGGGCCAGGGCAGAUAUUCAUGAUGGGUGGACAGGAGCGUUCGGCUCGCCACUAUCCGCUGGACGCUCUGCAGAGCUUGGGCGGGGGCUCGCCAGCCGGACACGCCACUCCGCGCCGCUGGCAGCCCCGCCGCGACCGCCACCCUAGCGCUAAGGGUGCAGGAGACAACACAGCCUUUGGUUAUGACUCAGAUGACUCCAGCCUCUCAAGUAAUGCCUCUGGCUCCAACAAAUCUGGAGAAAAAGGCGAGGAGUCAUCCCGCAACACGGAGCGCACGUCGAGCGGGCACUACACGGGCGGCUACGGCCAGGGGCGGGAGUGGCGCGGCCGCCGCGGCCGCGAUGUUCGCCCGCAGCGACGCAUCGCGCCCGAGAGGUACCUCAAUGGCUCCUACCCGUUCCAGGUCAAGUUUACGCCCGACGACUUGCUAAAUGGUUCAAAAUGGGACACAUUGUCUCAAGAAAUCUGGGAUAAGUUCAUUAAAUCACAACAAACAGAGGAGACAUUCAGGAAGAAAAUGAACCUUUGGAGAUAUCUUUUCAUCACAAUAAAGACAAUAUUCCCGCGCUAUGGUCUGUACGUGGUGGGCUCUACGAUGUCUGGGUUCGGGCUGGACUCGUCCGACAUGGACCUGUGCCUGUACGUGCGCCCCGUGGACGACCUCGACCCUCGCGCGCACGCACUGCUACACCUCAACUAUAUACUCAGCUACAUACGGAGCUUUGAUCCUAAUGCGGAACUGAUCCAGGCGAAGGUGCCGAUACUGAAGUUCCGGGACUCACGCAACGGCCUGCAGGUAGACCUCAACUGCAACAACGUCGUCGGCAUUAGAAAUACCAAUCUACUGCACUGCUUCUCCAGAUUGGACUGGCGCGUCCGUCCGCUGGUGGCGCUGACCAAGCUGUGGGCCCAGGCACACGACAUCAACGACGCGCGACACCGCACGCUGUCCUCCUACUCACUCACGCUCAUGGUCAUACACUUUCUGCAGUGCGGCACGGUGCCGGGCAUACUGCCGCGCGCGUGCGAGGCGGGGGGCGCGGGCGGGGGCGCGGCGGGCGGCGGCGGGGGCGCGGGGGCGCGGCGGGCGCAGAACCGCAGCUCGCUGGCCGAGCUGUUCCUGCAGCUGCUGCAGUACUACGCGGAGUUCCCGUACGAGCGCAUGGCCGUGUCGGUCCGCGCGGGGGCGCGCCUGCCCGUGGCGGCGUGCCGCGCGGCGCGGGCGCACAAGAACGACCCGCACCAGUGGAAGCUGGUCUGCGUGGAGGAGCCCUUCGACCUCACCAACACGGCGCGCUCGGUCUACGACCGCGACUCCUUCGACAAGAUCGUGUCGGCCUUCCGGUCGUCGGCGGCGCGCCUGGCGGCCGGCCUGCGCCUGGCCGACGCCUGGCCGCAGCGAUGAUGCCGGCCCGGGCCCGCCCGACCGCACUCCGCUAUAUGUAUGCUACUACAGACUAUCGAUGUGCCACUAUGAAAAUUAUAUGUUUACAUUCCAUAGUGCCAUGUAUUUAUUAGUUAGUUUUGCUUCGUUUUGAGGUGCCAUUUUUAUUGGAGCGACCGUCCUAUUGCUUCCCUCCGGAGUCGCCGGCCCGGCCGACCCUGGCGGCGGACUAGUACCGGCGACGCGCAUGCACUACUUGCACUACUCAACCAAAGUAAGAAAAUGUACAAAGGCCAGCAUGCAGCUUUUGUCGUUUUCAUUUGCCUAUCUAUAGAUCUCAAUUACUUGAAUGUUCCAUUUUAUUGUUAUGGUGUAUACCAGUAGUUUGUAAUAAUAAUCGUAGUGUUAUUAUUUAUUUAGACUUUAUGUAAUAGAACACAAAGUAAACUCAGUGCUCAAUUCGGACCAAAGUUAAGUGAAAAUAUGAUUAUUAUUAUUACUUCACGCUUCAUUAAUGAUUAAGUUGUUACAAUAAAAAUUAUACCUCAAAACUUAUGUUUGGAUAAACGACAUGCAACCGACACACUCAUACACUCCACCCGCGGGUCAUUGUAUCGGACAAACAUCAGCCUCCGUGGUUGUAUGGGCGGAGUGUAUGUGUGUAUGUAUGUAUGUAAGAAAUCGUCAGUUCGCGCCGCCCGGCCGGGGCGCGGCCAGAAGACUGAGACAAGGCUCGCGGUCGCAGCAGAGUCGAGUUGGUUCACUAGUCGAAGUAGUCAGUUUGUGUGACCCGUGACCGUCGCAAUACAAAUAGUCACGCGGCCUCCACGAGGCGUCCUAUUCGUUUUUAAAAUGUUUAUUAUUGUUUAUUUGUAAGUUAUUUAAUACGUGUAAAUAGUAAGAAAUAAAAAAAUACAUAAAUAUUCAUUUUAGGGUCGUGUAUGGUUUUUAUGUAAAUAGUAUUUUUGUGAUGAGGAAAGGGUAAAUGACAAAAAAAUAUAUUAUAUAGAAUCAUAUAUUAUAUGAUGCAUGCUUUGCGUGGAGGGAGCCAGGACCCGCUCACGACAAGUCAUAUAUGUGGGAGAGCGUACGAUGGGACACGAGAAAUUCCCUGUGAUACUAUGUGAAAGAAAUUAUAUUGUGUACGUGUACAGUGUUUGAUAUUGAAGUAAUCGUUCAAAGGUGCUACAAUUAGAUAUACGCUCCGAACGCAAUGGUUGCUUGAGACGCGACCCCGCGCGUAGGUUACAGGUGAAUGCGUAAAACUUAAAUAAUGGUGCUAAAUGAUUGUGUUGCCUUAUAUUUGGCGCUGAGCUACGCUUAAUAUACAUUGUAACGUUACAGAUGCUAGAGUAGUAUAAGAUUAUUGAAGGCUUCCGUACAACGACAUGUACAAGUUUUGUAAAAUGUAUUUACACGUUUCUUGUAAUAUCAAUCUGCAACAUCUUCCGACUGGAACUGAUCGAACUAACGUCCUACGAAUAUACAGUCUCGUAAAAUUCAUACACGCCUUCUAUAAUCUUUCCUCGCUAGAUAUUACUAUCAAAUAAUUUACUUGUUAACGGCAUAUUAAUUUAUCAGUUUUCUCAAAUUGAGAAAAAACAUAAAUUAAUAUGUUUGCUAUAAAUGUAUUUAAAACUAUCGAGCAUUUGUAUGACGACAAGAGCGCGUCAAAAUUGAGUUUACUAUUACUAUUGCCAUUUUUCGCGAGUGAAAUGAGUAUACAUGAGUAAAAUAAUAUUUUGAUGCGUUCUUGUAGCACUAUGCCCUGUGUGAUUCGCAGAAUUCCUAUAAUUAUAUGUGAGGAUACUAACGAUGCAUAUCUUUAAAGUAAUACAAAGAGUGUAUAAAAUAUUACUUACUCAGAUUAGGAAUUCUGUACCUUAUGAACUACUACGUCGUAUCUGCAUUCAUCAUCAUGAAAUGACAAUAUGAACUGUCAACUUUAUAAAGGGCCACAAUUUUAUAGCUUUUUACGCAUGAACUCGAAUCAAAAUUCUGAUGUUUAUUUAAUAUUCAUAGUUUUCUAAAUUUGAAUAAUAAUUAAGUGUUUAUUAUUAUUUAAUUCAUGUUAGGUCGGCAUCUACCGAUAUGUUUGCAUCGAUGCCUCGCAAUUGUUAAGUUUACAAUAACUAGCCACUAGCGGUAUAUGUAGACUAGAAAUUGUUAAGUUUUGUUUUGUAAUGUUAGUUAUGAAGUUCACCAUCUGAACGUUGUCCCUCAUAGCCCGAAAGCACUGACACUACUUGAUGUAAUACGCCUGGCAUUUUAUAUCGCGUUAUGUAUAAGUUUUUUAAAGAUUUUACAUAAGAGGCACUUGGCCGCGCUGAAUAAUUAAAGUACAAUAAAUAAUUUUUAAAAACAAGUUAUGUGUAAGAAAACUGAUUUAGAGUUAUAAAGAAAAGUGUCUCUCAAAACUGUUAAUUUUUUGAAAAGAUAUAAAAAUUCGACACUCGAUUGAAAGAACAAAAAAAACUAUAAAAUGAAACCUCCAAAAAAAUUAAACUACAAAAAUAACAAAAAAAUAUAAAAAAACUAAAAAAAAAACUAAAAAAAAAAAAUAUAAAAAAGUGUAAAAUUCUGAGAAAAAUUAUUUUGACAAUCCAAAUUUUUAUCGCAUGUUUUGUUGGCUUACCACCUGCCUUCUUAUGAACUGUUGUUUAAACAGGUUGUGUAAAUCAAUGUUUAUGUAUAAUAAUUGUGUUUUAUUCAAAUAUAAAAAAAUACAAAAAAAAUCAUGUCUGGGUUCGGUUUGCAAGGCUAACUGAAAGCAAUAUUUUAUUCAUCGUUAAUAUGGACAUUGGGCGAGAUCACAAAACUGCGUUGCGUCGACAACGCAAAAAUCUAGGAAGACGUGUACUUGUUUGUAUUGCGGUGCAUCGUAGAUUUUAGCGUCGCGUUGACACUACGAUGUGUUGUGGCCUCACCUAUGAAUGUAAUAUAAAAUAUUUGUAUAUCUGUACACCAACAGGAGCUCACGUCUUUACGCCAAGUUUCCUUUAAAAGCCAGACUUCUCUUGUGGUGUGUAUGUAAAGAAAUGGAAGAAGAAUAAAUUUUCUACCUUUUAACUUCGAUCUUAGGACCGAAGUUGUUAUAUGAAGAACUCAAGACAAGUGACAUCGAACUGGCUCAAUAAAACUAGCUCCUAAAUAACACUGCAACCAUUAUAUUUAUAACGCACACACAAUAACAAAGGUUGCAUUGCAGUAACAGAUAUAAAAACAAAGGAGCUUACUUGUUUACGUAACAUAAUUAUGGUGCGUUGUAAUAAAAGAUUCCACUUUGUAAAUGAAAUAAUUGUGCCGGCGUGGACACUAUCUGGUCCAGCCAUGCCAUUAGGCAAUGUUAUACUUACGGGCUAUAUCUGGACUUUAGUAACCAUCACUGCCAAUGUUGACGUCCUAAUUUCUAAUAGCUAGUCUCAAUGUCGUAUCUGUUGAUAUUUCCGACUAUCAGGAAUACAAUUUUGACACAUUUUGUUAAGAACGUAAUAUCCUUAUAGAAUGCGUUUAAAGAUCAAAAUGAUAUAUAUAUAAAUUCACACAAUCUUCUCACGGAUAGGUUAUUGAGGCUGGCCGUAAGAUUAUAAGUUUCGUGUACGUACAAAUAAAUCGUUCAGAUAUACCUACCUAAUAUAUUUUGAUCUCUCCUUGGCAGUAUUUUAUAAGACCACAUUUUUUGCUUUGCCUAUCAAUAUAAAAUCUGUUACCUAUUUAGUUGCGUACUUAAUUUUUUCAUAUGGUUAUUAAUAAUUGUGGUUCAAAUGAAUAAAAUGCAAAUUGUUCGUCCUGAAUAAACAAUAACUUUUUUAUAUGAGCCUAACUUAAUUGUUGGUAUAAUUAUAAAGAAAUAAAUAUGUAUCGACAUCAUAAUGUAUUGUAUACUAUUGUAAUUAUCUGUAUAGUGUGACCAUGUACCUAAUAUAUUUUUGCCUCUUUUUUUGUAAAGAUAUAUAUAUAUUUUGUCACGUUUUUGACAAGUUUAAUCUUGUGUUGCAUUUUAUUUUAUUGAACACAAGCAGAUUUUUAUCUCCAUAUUGUACAAAGAAAUUAUUGUAAAGAAAUAUUCUGUAAUAGUUAAAUAUAUACAACUGCCAA